Stylophora pistillata is the source of this 1440-nucleotide messenger RNA. Its product is annotated as sterile alpha motif domain-containing protein 15. Gene Ontology annotation, molecular function: protein binding. The record is from RefSeq and is a predicted model, not a curated record. NCBI's taxonomy places the organism in Eukaryota, Metazoa, Cnidaria, Anthozoa, Scleractinia, Pocilloporidae.
AGUUCUUGGAAACUGAUUGCUAAUUAAUGAGUGCCAUGCUUCUUUCUGUGAAGACAAGUUUCAAAACAGCCCGGGUCACUCGAACCACCAACCACGUGAACUGAAAUUGACUGCUGAUUGGCCCCCUGUCUAGCAACUUUUCCAGGGUUUCUAUCACUUUUUAUGGCCACUGCCAGGAGAGUUAUCGUUGUUGCUGUUGUUUUCAUUGUCUUUGAACGCUUUCUAUAAUGUUCAUUCUUCAGACGCUAAAUUCAUCGUUUAAAGCGUUUUUAAUCAGCCAGGGUACUAGGGUUGGACAUAAGGAUUUAAUUAUUUUCGCUCUUUUCUAUAUUGUUGUGGAUAGUCUCAGAAGAGACUUGACAGUGACUGUCAUUUUUCUGCGUUCUGAUUGGCUCCGUGAUGACAACCGAUGGGCGAUGAGUUGAAGAGUAAAUUUUUCCCUGUUUCCGUUUUUUGGCCCAAGCUGCAGACAUGUGUCACCCCUCCCAAGUAGCAUGGUUUCCAUCGCGGAGGCCUAUGGGAUUGCGGUUUGUUGCCACGGUAAACAAAUAUGGCGGACGGACUUAUCAAAAGUACCCGAAAGACACCAACAAAGUUUGACAAUGGAUAUGAACCGACUUUUGACUUUGAUGGCACUCCUUCCUGUUUAAGCUGGAAAGUUGAAGAUGUCGCUGACUGGGUGGAAUUUUUAGGGUUCCCGCAGUAUCGGGCCUGUUUUAAAGAAAAUCUCAUAAAUGGAAGGAAACUUAUCAAUGUCGAUGCUUCAUCUUUACCAAGAAUGGGUGUCACAGACUUUGAACACAUUAAGGUAAUAGCUAAAAGAGUUCGAGAAGUGUUAGGAAUAGAGGAACCAUACUGGAACCGUAGCAUCUCUCUCCUACACAGGGAAUCACUCGGACUGUUUCUUGAAAAGAAAAGUAACACUGGUGUAGAAGCAGAUCUGUUGACUUUUGAAGAUUACAAACGUUACUUACAGAAACUAGAGCCUUGUGAAAACAACAAAAGAUAAUGCUUCUUUCAGGGAUAUGUGGCAACCUAUCUUUGCAAGUGGCUACACAUGUGUUAUUACAGUUAUUGUGUUUUUAAUACAUUCUCAGUCUUUACUUCCUAUCAGUGAGAAGGAAGGAAAGAGGGAACAGUAUGCUUCUUCUUUGAGCUUCUUUCAUUUCAUAAUUUGUAACAGAUCCUUUGUCAAUCAAUACCUCAUUUUUGUUUGUCAUUUGUCUACUGUAUUUAUUACUCUAAUUCAUUUGUCUUUCAAAGUUGACGACUUGAAAAUCUGAAAUAUGUAACAUUCACUCAGGUCACUUUUCAGUGUAUAAUGCAAGUGCUUGGUUACUCUUGGUUCCAUUGUCAUCUAACAGUGCCUCAUGGUGAUUUGUGAAUGGUAUCCUCUGAAUACAGGUUCAUUUACAGUAAAUUUGGAAGAGAAAAUUGAAA